This is a messenger RNA of Capronia epimyces CBS 606.96, 1260 nucleotides long. RefSeq lists its product as uncharacterized. The record is from RefSeq and is a predicted model, not a curated record. Gene Ontology annotation, cellular component: fungal-type vacuole membrane. The coding region runs from base 1 to 1260 and encodes 419 amino acids. The transcript is spliced from 3 exons. Gene Ontology annotation, biological process: transmembrane transport. Lineage: Eukaryota; Fungi; Ascomycota; Eurotiomycetes; Chaetothyriales; Herpotrichiellaceae. Gene Ontology annotation, molecular function: transmembrane transporter activity.
AUGAUGACUACGACUGGCGAGGCCGGCGAGGCUGAGAGAUCCAAGGAGUCUGCGCCUCCUCCAAGCUAUCCAGAGGGAGGCAGAAGAGCAUGGAUCGUCGUCCUAGGCUGUUUCUGCGUCAUGUUCUAUACAUUUGGCUAUCUGAAUGCUUUUGGUGUCUACGAGACAUAUUAUCUUCGGGAAGCCUUGCACGAGUACUCACCUUCCACCAUCUCAUGGAUCGGGUCGUUGCAGCUGUUCUUCCAAUUCGCUGGUGGACUCAUCGCCGGUCCCAUGACCGACCUUUGGGGCCCGAGGGUCGUGCUGUGGCCGUUCUCCAUCAUCUACGUUGCCUCGGUGAUGCUGACCAGCAUCUGCAAAAAGUACUGGCACUUUAUCCUCGCGCAGGGCGUGCUGGGUGGUCUGGCAAAUGGGCUCGCGUACGCACCCGCCGUCGCAGUGAUCGGACAGUACUUCCACAAGCGGCGGCCUCUGGCUAUGGGGAUAGCCUCGAGCGGGUCGUCGUUGGGCGGCGUCAUUUUCCCUGUGAUGCUCGAUAGAAUGAUCUACCACACCUCUCUGGGAUUUGGCUGGGCUGUCCGGAUCGUCGGCUUUCUUGUGCUGUUUCUGUGCAUGACGGCUUGCCUGACCGUGGUAGCCAGGCUACCACCCAGGAAGGGCCGAUAUUUCCUCCUCCACGCCUUCAAACAUCCGGCUUAUACGAUCCAAGUGGUGGGGAUGUUCUUCGUCUGGUGGGGACUCUUCACCCCAUUCUUCUUCCUGCCGUCCUACGCGGAGUCUAGAGGCGUGCGUCUGGACCUGUCGAUAUAUAUGCUUGCAAUUCUCAACUCGGGAUCGCUCGUCGGCCGUAUAUCGUCUGGAUUCGCCGCACCGCACCUCGGUCGCUUCAAUCUCCUGGUCAUGGCGAGUUGUGCCUGCGGAAUCCUCGUCUUCUGUUGGCUUCGGGUGGUCUCGACAGCGGCGAUCUGUGUCUUCGCUGUCCUCUACGGCGUGUUCUCAGGAUUCGUCAUUGCACUGUUCCCCACCACCAUUGCCGAAGUUUGCGCUCAUCCGACAGAGAUAGGGAGUUACGUCGGCAUGGCACUCGGUGUGUACGGGUUUCCGGGCCUUACCGGCACCCCGAUCACUGGAGCCAUGAUUGCGAGGUACAAAGGGUACGACGAGGCCAUUAUAUUCAGCGGGGCUGUGCUCAUUGCCGGAGCGUCUCUGACUUUCUUGGCGAGGUGUUUGUUUGCAAAAGGCCGUGGGUGGCGCGUGUGA